This is a messenger RNA of Hippocampus zosterae (dwarf seahorse), 6122 nucleotides long. RefSeq names its product SR-related CTD-associated factor 11 (gene scaf11). Gene Ontology annotation, biological process: spliceosomal complex assembly. Lineage: Eukaryota; Metazoa; Chordata; Actinopteri; Syngnathiformes; Syngnathidae. Gene Ontology annotation, molecular function: RNA binding. The record is from RefSeq and is a predicted model, not a curated record. The transcript has 15 exons. Bases 241 to 3792 code for a protein of 1183 amino acids.
GGGGAGCUCCUCGUAAAAACUACGGACCGCAACGCGAGACAUGUGGCCGAGAAUUUGUGAAAUCUCUGCUCGGUUUUUAGCCUCAAACAACAAGUACUACAAUUCAACGAGUAGCUUAGCGAUCUGUUAGCAUUUGCUUGGAGGAAAAAAAAGUUUGCACGAAGAAAGCGUUUCGGCGCAUCCAAAAAAGGCACGGGGGCACUUUAAAGUAGCAGUGAUUGUGACAGCCCGGGGCUGGACAUGACUGGAGCUGAAAGCGAUGGCCAGGGGUCAUCCCCUGAUGGGAGCGACGCAGAGGAGACUGAGCGAUGUCCUAUCUGCUUGGGGGUGCCGGCCAGGGGAGAGCUUGCCAUGCCGGACAGCUGCUGUCAUGUCUUCUGCCUGGGAUGCAUCCUUACUUGGGCAGAGUUGCAGAUGGUCCCUUCUUGUCCAGUGGACAGACGGCCGUUCAGAAACGUUUACAGAUGGGAUGGAAGCCUGCGAUGUGUGCAGGUUCCAGUGAGUCGGCAAGUGGCUGAACCCGAAGCUGAGAGUUGCGUCUGUAGAAAGCCUUUGCAUAGAGCAAGUCUCAAAAGCAAACUCAGAAAGAGGUCUAGGCAGCAAAGGUCAGAGAAGAUGACCGAUUCGAAAACGAAAGGACUUGUACGGAAAUGCAACGAUGAUGACCCGUCUUCAGUAAGCCGUAAAAAGGUGAGAGGAUUGGAGUGCUGUGCUUGGCCAUCGUCUACCUUUCUUUCAUUAGCAACACAGGACAUAACAGAGCCUGUGCUGGUGACGGAAGAAAUAUCGUAUGAAGCAGAGCAGUGCAAACGCCAGGUACAAGAGUGCCAGUGGUUCUCUCCUGCUGCGCCCGUUUGUGCGAUUGGAACCUCAAGGUUCCUCUCUGCGAAUAGCAACCACGGUCCAUUUACAUUUGAACUCUGUUCAUCUCCUAUUACCUCCGCUUCAUCAUUUGGGCCUGGUCAUUUUGCUUUCCAAGGUGUUGUCUGCGCCAUUACCUGUCCUAAAGGAGGAGACAAGCGAGGCGGAAGAGCCUCAAACUCCAAAGCGCCCACCAAAAAAGACAAAGCCCUACCGUCCAGACGAUCAGGACGUAACAGUAAAGACCAGGCGGGGUCUUCCGUGUCCCACCCGUCAUCACCGCCACAGUCCAGUGUGUCCGACUCAGACUCCUCCGCCAGCCAGGCCUCCAAGCCGGGCUUGGCGUCUCAGGUGGCAGGUAAACGGAAGGGCAAACGAGUAACAAACCGAAAGGCCAGCGGCAAGAGGAAAAACCUGAGAAAAAAGCCGUCGUCCGAACCUGUUGAGAACCAGUCUGCGGGCGAGGACGACGAGGGUGCCGCCUGCGGCGACACCGACAGGGGAGAGGCGGAAGACGAAGCGAAGCCCGAGAUUAACAACUCAGAUCAGCCUUCCGAUGCAGAAGGAAGUCUUAAUGCGGACCACUUGAACAGCGAUUCACUCGAUGGGCAACAAGCUGGCGAAUCUUUAAGCAGUAAUAUGGAGCACGACACUAACGAUGCACUCGAUAAAGACUGUCACGAGCAACCUGAACCGGAUGAGAACAACAGCCACUCGUCCGUUUCUUUGGACUCCCCUCCAAAAAGCCCCGAGUCGGAGUGCUCUGGCAAACUGAGCACACAAGAAGAGGAACCGACUGUCAUGUCAAUUUCCACCGGAGACGAGGAGAAAAUAACCGCAUCGCCGCCAUCCGAACCGGAGAGCACUCUGGAUAACCUAAUGUCUCCCGAUUUCGACAACGUGAUUGAACAGGACUGCAAAACGGAAGUCGGCGAAGAAAGGUUCGAUCGAAGCAAUGACGAGGAGGCAUCGCGGGAUCUGCAGAGAGAAUCACAUGAAAGCCCCAAGCCGGCUUCUCCAUGCGCUGAACCUUCCGAAGCCAACGUCGCUGAACAAGAAGCAAAAGCAUUUGAGGGUUCCAAAUCACCCGAAAGGGAACCGCCUUUCGUAGUUAAGAAUUUGGGAGAAUUCGUCAAAAAUGACGAUCUUUCCAAAGAUGAUGCUAAUGUCAUUCCGAUGGACUGCAGUUCACCCAUGAGCGAGGCCGUUAGCGCUAGCGUUUCGGAGGAAGCCAAAGAGCCCGCCGCCGCGGAGACUUCAGUCUCCGUUCCCGACGAGAGGUCCAAAGACCAAGUGGAGAGAGACCCGAGCCACGGGAGGAAGAACGGCAGACAACGACGCUCUCGCUUCCACUCCCCGACCUCCGCCUGGUCGCCCAAGAGGGACUCCAGACGAGAGUCAUACGGGCGCUCCCGCUCGCAGUCCAGAGAGCGGACCGGCAGCACCCCCUCCGGCCACUCUUCCCGCCCCCGCAGCAGAGAAAGAGAGCGCGAGCGAGACAAGGACAGGGACUACUUCAGGAGGGAGCGUAGCCGUGAGAGGAGGAGAAGAAGAUCCAGGAGUCGCUCCAGAUCCAAGUCGCGGUCUCCAUCCAGAACGAGAUCACACAGACGAGGAUACAGCCCCGAGCGGCCGGCGUCCAGAGAUCGGUCCCCUCGGGGGAAAGAGCGAAGGGGUGGCUGGAGGGCGGGGAACGGCCGCGAUGGACGGCCCUCUCAUGGCAACGCCGGUCGCUUUGAGAACGGCGUCCCUUCGGAAACGUCGCCGGAACGCCAAGGCUGGUCGGAGAAUCCCGACUGGGUGACAGAAAAAACCCGCGGCGAAGCCGAGGGCAGGCCCUGGGAUUUUGGGGGCGGCUCCCGCUGGGAAGAUCGCGGGCCGAGGGGACGCGCCGGCUUCGAGCAAGGCCGCGGCGCCGGCCGGGGAGGCGGUAACCGCGGCUUUCACAGCCAACUGCAGGAGGACGACAACCGGAGGCAGCCACGGAGCAACUCAGGAAUGGGCAACAAUUCAGGGAACGAUGCCUACAGUCGCUUUAAUGAGAAUCGCGGGGGCGGACGCAGGAAACCGGAGUCGGACCCGGGCGACUCGAUGCUGGACCGCUCGGGCUGGUCAUCAGCGUCCAGCUGGGCGGUGCGGCGGACACUCCCUGCUGAUGUUCAGGAUUAUUAUUCCAAGAGGGAAAGAGGGGGAUCGGGAAGCUGGACUCGAACCGAAGAGGAGCAGCCUGCAGCAGAUCCGGCGAAGAGUGAACCUGCACCAACUGCACCGGGCAACGCUCCACCGGCACCCGUGCUGACCGCCAUGCCUCCGCCGCCGCCUCCGCAGCUGAAUGUCCUUCAUCAUCACUUCCCCCUGCGCGGCCCCGUGCCGGUCAAUUUGCAGCCCUCAGCGCAGUACGCCGUGACCCCGCCCAUCCCCGUGCACCUCCACCCCGCCGUGCCGCUGCUGCAAGUGCCUGCCGUCGGCACCCAGGGGCUGCCCCCGCCUCCUCCGCCGCCCCCUCCCAUGCAGCAAGGGGGCCAGACGACAGCAGCUCAGCCUGAUGGGCAAAUCACGCAGAUGGUGAACACGAUGGGCGCUUACGGCAAAGCGGGCCUGCUUUCCACGCCAACCAAAGUCGUCCAGCAAGCCGCCAACCAGGUGCUGCCGUCAUCGACAACACAGCCAGCUCAGCAUCACAAGGCUCAAGCCGACAGCUCCAAAAAAGAAAAGAAACAACAGAUCCAAGAGAAAGCUAUAAAUGAAGUGAAGACGGCUAUCAAACCUUACUACCAAAAGAAGGAAAUCACAAAGGACGAGUACAAGGAGAUCGUCCGCAAAGCAGUUGAGAAGGUGUGUCACAGCAAAAGCGGCGAGGUCAACUCAAGUAAGGUGGCCAACUUGGUGAAGGCCUACGUCGACAAAUACAAGCACGCGCGCAAAAAGUGAAUCGGCACCUCGCCGACCCUUUUGUGUGCAGCUCAAGUGCAAUUUCCCGGAGCUGCAAUUUCAUCUCCAAACUCGACGAUGACAAGAGAGCCAUCAUUUCUUUUUGUUUUUUUUGUUUUUAUAUCUCUACCUUUUAUUGAACUAUAUAGAUUUUGUUUCUAUAGAUUGUCAUAUUUUGUUAGGAAAAAAAAAAGACCCAAUCAGAAGUUGUAAUGCAAGAGCCCUUUAUUUUGCAUAGAUUCCGACCUGCAGAGCUACUGUAAGGGGAGCGCGGCGUGUUGCAUUCAGUGGGUUGGGCGGGAGGGAGAUUUGAUACAAAGGAAAAAAAAAUUGCAAUAUCAUGUCUACAAGUAUGGAUAGAAUCUCCUGGCUGGUACAAUGAAAUUCCUUUAUGGAAUCGUGAUUAUACAGUCUAUUAAAAUAUGUUCUUUAAAAAAAAAAUCUAUAAUAUUUCAGAUGAAAUACUAGUCCUGACAUUAUCAUCGGAUAACCAGUCGGCGACUAGUCUGGAAUAUAAAAUGUUGUGGGAGGGGACGAAUCAGGUUAAAUGAACCCCCGCCUGAAAGAUUGAUGAGUGUCCAAUGCAUUAAGAUGAGCUGUGCAACGUAUCCAGGGAGUAGUGAAAUAAAGUAGCUGCUUCCUGAUUGGCUGUGGGUUUUAAUUGGGGCGUGGGGAGCUGGCAAAGGAUUCAUGUACUCUUGUAAGAAUAGCAACAGGUGAAUGUACUAUUACGCCAUCUAGCGGAAGAGCGUAUAAUCGUUCUUGUUUCUUGCUCGGCGUCGCGGCGAUGCAAAUUGAUAGGGAAACGAUGGCUUAGUUAAAUCAUGAGCCGAUUCAAUUACACACGAUUCAGUUACAGUUGUGCCUUGAGAUACGAGUGAGCCGGCUCAAUAUUUUUUUUAAGUAUCUGAGCUGUCGCUCAUUGUCAAAAGUUGCCUUCGAGUUGUUUCAUGCCACUUGCAGGUCAUGUUUACGGUUAGUUUAAAAAAAUAAUAAUUUAAAAUAUUUUUUUAAAGUCACUCCGUAGCUUUGCUUUUGAUAAAUCAGUUUUAAGAUUUAAUGCAAAACCAAAGCUAUUUGAGCGCAAAUGGUGCAAGGAUCACUGUUACAUUGCCCCCUGGUGGCCGAGGCGCAAACACAAUGGCUUCUCCCAUUUAUUACAAUACGGAGGUCGCUGAACCAAUUGAACUUGUAUCUCAAGGCACCUCUGUACUGCACAAUGGCAGUUGAACUUCUAUGUUGACCACCAAGGGGCAGCACUGCAUUAAAAUCAAGGUAUUUAGUGGUUACCUUCAUGCUUGUUAACCCUUUCAUGCACCCUGUAAAUCUGAUCAUGUGAUUAGCUGUCCACUGUAGUAACCGCUGUGCCUGAAAGGGUUAAAAUACUCCAUACUUUUUUUUUUUCCCAAAUAGGAUAUAUUUAAUAUUGAUGCCACUAUGUAAAUUUUGAGUUGGACUGAUUACCAUGAGAUAAAAUAUUUUAAUAAUACACUAUCAUAUAUAAGCCUGAACAGGAUCGUAACCUGAACAACAGCCUUUCUGCCCCCCAAAAAAUGAGUGACCUGGAUUAUGGAUUUUCUUUUGAUCAAUUGGGAAAAUGAUGAGCCAUUAAAAAAAACAAAUUAUUGAUGCAAAGCAAAAAACAAAUCACAACAACCGGUCCUUGUUAUAGAGGAACUUUGAAUUUAAUUGGACAUUAAUUACAGGAUAUACACGGUGUUUCAUUGAAACAAGAAUGUAACACUGCCCUCUUUGCCCCCCUGAGGCCCAUAGACGGUUCGACAAACUCUCCAACCUGUGGGGCGGGGGGGGGUGUUGUGGGGGGCGGUGUCAGAAAGGGGUACAAGGCGGCUUUUACGUUCUCAGUGGCCUCGACAAUAGAACAGAAUUUGCACAAAAUCAACAGUAGCACAUUUCAGUCUUGACAGAUGAACAUGUAAAGCAUUGUCUUUUCGAACAAAUUCAUUACAAAUUUCCCCAGUGUGGGUUUUGUUUGUUUUACAGCUCCAAUGCAUUAUUCCCCCAUUAACAUCGACAUAAAAAGCAUAUAUUCAGUUGAACUCAAUAGAUAUAUAUAUAUAUACAUAUAUAUACAGAUACAAUAUUAUAUAAAUAUAGUAAAAUAUUUUAAAUUACAUUGAUUUUCACGGUCUUCCAUAACAGGAUGUUGGACAACAACAGUUUGGUGUUGAGUUAGUGUUGGAAGCACAGUGCGCCGCUAUUUGUGGUAUGCUUGCUUGCCAGCGUGACAUUUUUGUUUUUGCAAGUUUGACAGGCGUUUUUUUUUCUGACCAUGCUAAUGUGGUCAAAUUCAAAGUAUUCCCCCAAAA